This is a messenger RNA of Glossina fuscipes, 704 nucleotides long. RefSeq names its product NADH dehydrogenase [ubiquinone] 1 beta subcomplex subunit 11, mitochondrial (gene NP15.6). Bases 150 to 605 code for a protein of 151 amino acids. The record is from RefSeq and is a predicted model, not a curated record. Lineage: Eukaryota; Metazoa; Arthropoda; Insecta; Diptera; Glossinidae. The transcript has a single exon.
UUUUUGCAAAACUUGGCAGCAUUCGUUAUUUGGCAACGCAACUACUAGAGACAUUUAACAGCUGUCAGCUGCACUCAUGUAAACAGUUGAAAAAUUACUAAAGGCGAAUUGGAAAUUGAUUUAAUUUUGUGCAUUAAAAAUAUCAAAGAAUGGCUGUUCUUGUACGUUUUGGCAACCGUUCGGCAUUGCAAUUGGUCUUAGCCAGCCACAAAUCGUGGAGCGUGAAUCGUACGAUAAAAACGUCGUCAAAAAAAGACGACACUACUGUUGCCGUACCAGCACCAGUCACGAAAGAAGAUUUUGCCAAUCCAAAUCCUAAAAACUGGGUUAGCUACGGUUUCGAAUAUAAAAAUGAAACAGAUGAUCGUAACGCUACAAGGUCUUCCUUCUUCUUUGGGCUUACGUUAUGCAUAGUAUGGGGCACAUUCGUUUGGUCUUAUUUGCCUGAUACACUAAUGCGUGAUUGGGCACAGCGUGAGGGAUUUUUAGAAUUACGUCGUCGCGAAGAAGCUGGCGCGGAUUUGGUAAGCCCUAAUUAUGUAGAUCCUGCCAACAUUAUUCUACCUUCAGAUGAAGAUCUCGGUGACACCGAAAUUAUAAUUUAAAUGUUUUUUAGUAAUUGUCAAAUUGCCGAUAUUAUGUAAUAAACUAAUAGCAGCAGAAUUCUUUCUAUUGCUGCCGGAAUCAGUUUUAAGAAAAGUGAA